Messenger RNA from Drosophila grimshawi, 681 nucleotides. RefSeq lists its product as uncharacterized. The transcript has a single exon. Bases 31 to 681 code for a protein of 216 amino acids. Lineage: Eukaryota; Metazoa; Arthropoda; Insecta; Diptera; Drosophilidae. The record is from RefSeq and is a predicted model, not a curated record.
CAAAAUUAAAUAAAUACAUGAUUGUUUGAAAUGACAAGCCUGACCUCAGAGGAUUUGGAGGAUCAGCUGGAUAGUUUCAUCAUUCGUAAACCGCGAGAUCAAACAAAGGUUUAUACGGCAGUACGCAAAGAAACCAAUAAUGGCCAAAAGAUUUUUGAACACAUUCCGCUGCUUGUGGGAGACAUUUUGCAAUCGACGCCAGUCGCCGGCUAUAAAGAUGUAUUUACGGCUUUCAAUCCCGCCACUCUAAACUACCGCAGUUGUCUUGUGUACGGUUAUGUUGCUGGCCGGGGUGUUCACAAUAAAUUCUUUUACAAAUACCUCGUCGACGAUGGAACUGGCACAAUCGAAAUCAGCAUUUUUAGCAAGCCAAAUGAGUCCGACAUUAUUCGAGGUCUUUACAAUGAAGCAAAGAACUUGGUGUACUCCGCGGGAUCUGGACAGUACGAGAAGGUAUCGGGUUGCAUGAUACGACUGCUAGGUAAGGCCAUGGAACAUAUUGAUGGUUCCGCAAUAUUACUCGGCAGCAAUGUUCUGUUAUUUGGACGCCCAAGCUGCUUUAGGAAUAAAAUUACUUUGGAGGUUAUCUCAUUUGCCAUGGACAAUGGACGAUCUCGUCAGCUAGAGAUCGCGUUUAAUGACAAUUUGAUCGACUAUUACCAGAGCCAUAAGGCCGCAUAA